This is a messenger RNA of Salvia splendens (bonfire salvia), 711 nucleotides long. Its product is annotated as PLAT domain-containing protein 3-like. The transcript is spliced from 2 exons. Gene Ontology annotation, molecular function: protein binding. The record is from RefSeq and is a predicted model, not a curated record. Lineage: Eukaryota; Viridiplantae; Streptophyta; Magnoliopsida; Lamiales; Lamiaceae. The coding region runs from base 54 to 584 and encodes 176 amino acids.
AUUGUAACACACACCUCAAUAAUUGACACAAAAGAGCGAAUUUCAAGAAAAUUAUGGGUCUGAAAUAUCUCAGCUUCAAUCUCCUCAUCCUUUUCUCCUCCUUCAUCUACUCAAGUGCAGAUGAAGAAUGUGUGUAUGGCAUAUACGUGCAAACAGGCUCUGUCAAAAGGGCCGGAACCCACUCCAUAAUAGGCCUCACCCUAUCCGACGCUUUGGGGGCCCAACUCGAGAUCCCCAAUCUCGAGGACUGGGGCCUCAUGGGCCCAGGAUUUAACUACUUCGAGACUGGCGAGCUCAACAUCUUUGGCGGGAAAGGCCUGUGCCUCACAGGCCCGAUUUGCGGAUUGAACCUUACUUCGGAUGGGUCCGGCCCGUAUGCCGGUUGGUAUUGUGAGUUUGUGAAAGUGAGUGCGUUCGGGCUCCAUAGCCCGUGUUCCCAACAGAAUUUCGCAGUGGAGCAGUGGUUGGCUAAAGACGAGCCACCUUAUAAGCUCACCGCGGCCAUGGACGUGUGCUCAGGCUCGGCCCGUGAUGCUCGGCCAGAGGAAAAGGGCUUACGUUUGUCCAUGGUGACCUCUAAGUAGUAGGGCCCGUGAUUAAAGUUGUUGUGGUUCCUUUAGGGCCUAUUGUUACUUUGUUUGGCUCGUAUUGUGAUUAUUAUGUCACAAUAAUUAGGUGUAUGGAAUAAGUGAACUUGUACGAUUUUUGAUC